AAACAGUUAUUUUCUUUUGUUUUUCUCUUCUCUGUUUUGCUCAAAUGUAGUGCGGCACUGACAAGACUCGAGAGUCACCGCGCAAGGAACUUCGCCGCAACGAAGAGGAGAUUCGUCGGAGAACCGCCAUAACCGCCAUGUCUUCGAGCUUCAGUCCGUGUAGCCCCGGCACCGGCGCCAGCUCGAGGUUCCAGCUGGGCGGAGUCGGCGGCGUCUCGCGGCUGAGAUCUUCGUCCCACAAGAAGCCGCCCGAGCCGCUGCGCCGAGCCGUCGCCGAUUGCCUCUCGUCCUCGGCGGCGAGCUCUCACCACGGUGGCGCCGCCGCUUCCUCCACUGUCCUCCUCUCCGAGGCUUCCAGGACUCUACGGGACUAUUUAGCAGCGCCUUCUACAAUGGACUUAGCUUACAAUGUGAUUUUAGAACAUACAAUUGCAGAGAGGGAGCGAAGUCCUGCAGUUGUUGCAAGAUGUGUGGCACUUCUGAAACGCUACCUCCUACGAUACAAACCCAGUGAGGAGACAUUACUGCACAUAGAUCGGUUUUGUGUGAACAUAAUUGCCGAGUGUGACACUACUCCAACCCGGCGAUUGCCUCCACGCUCGUCAAUUCAACAAUCUGGUGCAUCAACAGCAUCUACAAAUGCUUCUCCAUUGCCUGUUUCCAGUUUUACGUCUGGGGCACUUGUAAAAUCAUUAAAUUAUGUGCGUUCUCUCGUGUCUCAACAUAUUCCAAAGCGGCUUUUUCAACCAGCCGCUUUUGCUGGAGCCCCGUCUGCUUCAAGACAGGCACUUCCAACACUGUCAUCUUUGUUAAGCAAAUCUUUCAAUACCCAAUUAAGCCCUGCACACAGUGUGGAACAUUCAGAGAACAAAGAUGUUACAAGUUUAUCUCUUUCAAACUCGUCAAACAUUGAAAAGGUUGAUGGAACAGAUGAUUCUGAGUACAUUGCACUCGAUGUUCUCAAAUGGCGCUGGCUUGGGGGAAGUCAGUCAUCGUUUUUGCCAACAGAAAGUGACCGUGUUGUGAAUCCUCAAGACAUGAGAACACGAAACUUCAUAGAAGUUGGUGCAGCAGCUUUGCUGGUGGGGGACAUUUAUGCUAAAAUGAAAGGUCAUCCUUGGAAAUAUUUUGGAACAGCUGAUAUGCCUUACCUUGAUCAGCUGCUGCAGCCUUCACCAGUAACAGCAAUAACAGAUUCUGCCUCUGCUCGUCCCCACUUAAGAGCAAUAACAGCAUCUAAACGUACCAGAGCAGGCCCUCAUCAAAUAUGGGAGGAUUCUCCUGCGAGCACAUUCCGUCCUCGAGCUAGACCACUCUUCCAGUAUCGUCACUACAGUGAACAACAACCUUUGCGACUGAAUCCUGCUGAGGUAUGCGAGGUUAUUGCUGCAGUUUGCUCUGAGACAUCUACACCAAAUGCUAACGCCAUGACAAUAUCAUCUAGGUUAAAUAGUCACGGUGGAAAGCCAUCAAUGGAUGUCGCCGUGAGCGUUCUUGUUAAACUUAUUAUUGACAUGUAUGUUUCGGAUUCUGCGACCGCUGCUCCUCUCACUUUGUCUAUGCUUGAGGAAAUGCUCAGUUCUCCAAAAACAGCUUGUAGAGCUCGUGCAUUUGAUUUAAUUUUGAACCUAGGUGUUCAUGCUCAAUUACUAGAGCCAAUUAUAAGUGAUAAUGUUUCUACAGUCGAGGAAGAAUAUUCUCAAGAAUCAUACUUUGAUAGUGAAGCUAAACUUGCACCUCAAGGAAACAUGAAAACAGAUACUGUUAAGAUGGGGACUUCCGCAGCUAUUUACAAUUUUGAGUCAUGGAUUUUGAACAUUUUGUAUGAGAUACUGCUGCUUCUUGUUCAGAUAGAAGAGAAGGAAGAAUCUGUUUGGGCUUCUGCAUUAAGCUGUCUGCUGUAUUUUGUUUGUGACAGAGGAAAAAUCUGGAGAAACAGGUUAAACGGUCUUGACAUAAGGGUUGUUAAGGCACUUCUAGAAAUUAGCAGGAAGAAUUCUUGGGCAGAAGUAGUUCAUUGCAAACUUAUCUCCAUGUUAGCAAACAUGUUUUAUCAAGUCCCUGAAGGACCUUCGAUGGGCGCAAGUUCUCCAGUGUUUCUUGUGGAACAGAUUGAUCUGAUUGGUGGAAUCGAGUUUAUUUUUCUUGAGUAUACACUUGCAAACUCGAGGGAUGAAAGGAGAAGUCUGUAUUUGGUCCUUUUUGACUAUGUUUUGCAUCAAGUAAAUGAAACAUGCAUAGCUACAGUGGUCACAGAGUAUAGUGAAGAUGAAAUCCAGCCUCUUGCUGCCCUGCUUGCUCUUGCAGAUGCCCCUGAAGCGUUUUAUAUUUCUGUAAAGCUUGGGGUUGAAGGUAUUGGAGAAAUUUUGAGGAGGUCAAUUUCUGCUGCAUUAUCCAGAUAUCCCAAUAGUGAUCGACUAAAUAUGCUGUUGGAGACUGUAACAGAGAAAUUUGAUGAGAUAAUAAGUUCGUUUACUCAUUUGGACAGAGAGUUCUCCCAUAUGCUGCAGAUAACGAAAUCUCACAAGUUUCUUGAAAGCAUUGAAGGGGGAGCACUGAGAAAUGGUACUGACAUGAAUGCAAAACUAUCAUGGGCCACUUUACAUUCCCUGCUUCAUUCGGAUAGAAUUGCAUACCGGCAGAAUGGGUAUGCCUGGUUAGGGGACCUGCUUAUUGCAGAAAUCAGUGAGGACAGGAGUGCAAUAUGGUCAAAUAUAAAAACUCUGCAACAGAAAAUUGCUGAUGCUGGUGUUCAUGAUUCAUCCGUUGUGUUGGAUGUCCCUCUAUCUAUUUGGCUGAUGUGUGGCCUUCUGAAAUCAAAGCACAACUUCAUCAGAUGGGGGUUUUUGUUUGUUCUAGAAAGGCUCCUCAUGAGGUGCAAGUUUUUGCUAGAUGAGAAUGAAAUGCAGCGCUCAAACAGUAGUGAUGCCAUGUGUGCAGACAAAGAUAGCCGUCUUGAGAAAGCUAAUAUAGUGAUAGAUGUCAUGAGUAGUGCCUUAACCCUUGUGUUUCAGAUUAACGAGACAGACCGCAUCAAUAUUUUGAAGAUGUGUGACAUACUAUUCUCUCAGUUGUGUUUGAGAGUUCCUCCAGUUACUGCAAUUUCAUUUGGAGAUGAUAUCAGCCACAGUAGAGCUAUUAGUAGCAUGGAUGAAAAUAAAAAAUUUAAUGUUAACGGGUGUGGAUCUCAACUGGAGAAUUCUCCUGAUGUUAGUAAAGAUGCUGAUGGCAGAUUGAGCCACAAUAAUUACAAUCUUCUUGAUUAUGAGACAGCAUCAUUGGCAGCACUGCUUCUCCAGGGGCAGGCUGUUAUUCCCAUGCAGUUAGUUGCCCGUGUACCUGCUGCCUUGUUCUAUUGGCCAUUAAUUCAACUUGCUGGUGCAGCCACAGAUAAUAUUUCAUUGGGUGUUGCUGUUGGAAGCAAAGGAAGAGGGAACCUGCCUGGUGCAACAUCAGAUAUUCGGUCAUCGCUUUUGUUACUUCUAAUUGGUAAAUGCACGGCAGAUUCUGCUGCUUUCCAAGAAGUUGGCGGGGAAGAAUUUUUUAGGGAACUUUUGGAUGAUACAGAUUCAAGGGUCGCAUAUUAUUCUUCAGCUUUUCUUCUAAAGCGAAUGAUGACAGAAAAACCAGAAAAAUACCAACACAUGCUUCAGAAUCUUGUUGUCCGAGCUCAGCAGAGUAACAAUGAAAAGCUGUUGGAAAAUCCAUACCUUCAGAUGCGUGGCAUACUUCAGCUGGCAAAUGAUCUAGGAACUGGGCUAUAGUCUGGUGGUUCAAUUUUCGGAUAUUGUUUUUCUUUGUUUGGAGACGCCACAUGGCUGAGUGGCUUCAUGUUGCAGCUACUGGUGCUGUCUUGAGUGACGUACAUUAUUUCUUCAAGAUUGAAAUAUAUACAUCUGAGAUAUGCAUGAUUUCUGGCCAUGCACAAAGUGCUAACCUGGUCUGCGAAAGUACUUUAUUCUUUCUAGAAUCCCGAUUUUAAACCGAAAAAGAUGUGGUGCUGACAGAAAAAUAAUAGGAAAAAGAGUAGACAACAUUUGCAUGUGGUCGAUUCAGCCAUAGGAUAAUGCUGGAAAUCUAUUCAGAUUACUAUAUUACUGCGACACAAGUUUGCCACUGGUUUCUGCAUAGAGAUCUCUGAAAAAUGGUGACAGCAUUAACGUCUGGUUCCGAGUUUCCAUCUCUAGUUUGUACAGAAAUGUAACAAUUUGUAGCGGGGUUCCUUUGUUGUGUAAAUUCUAUUUAGUUUUAUAUUCAGAAGGUUUAUUAUGAGGCUUGUAAUGGAAAGUUGGAGCAAACUAGUUGUCCAGGAAAAGGGUACUUGAUUUGUUGAUUUGUCUUGCUUUCAACCUAGACCUGGAUGAUGCACCUUAAGAGCUUCGAUACAUCUUCAGGAGCAGUUCGGAAUUUCAUUUUCAUAUAGAUUUCAUGGGAGACUUUCAGAACAUCCGUUCGUUGUACAGAAUCAGAGCACUGAGAUUGCUUUUGUGAAGACGUAGUUGGAUAACUAGAAGCUCUGUUUUUUUUUUUCCCCCCUUCCUGCAGUGGUUCAUCAUCUUGGCAUCAGUGGGAACAAAAUUUCAUGGUCUUGUACGUUUUUUGGCUCAAUGGUGGUAGACAAUAGAUUGGAUUACAACUUUUUAGGUGCCAUUUUUAGAGGCAAUCACGAGAUGUCAAUUUUUAGGGGCAUCUUGACAGUUGUCCCUUUUCUCCCUAAUUUUUCAUAGUUUUGACAUUGUAAAUAUGUGAUUUCAUUUUUUUGGCUUUCCUUUUUCCCCUCUUGAUGAUUAGAUCCAACAAAUUGCGAUUGUUGUAAAAUGCCUGCUGAGAAAAUUGCUUCCCGUGUGGCUGUUGAGA
Molecule: messenger RNA, 4857 nt
Organism: Morus notabilis
Lineage: Eukaryota; Viridiplantae; Streptophyta; Magnoliopsida; Rosales; Moraceae
Exons: 18
Coding region: 138-3764 (1208 amino acids)
Source: RefSeq, a predicted model, not a curated record